Molecule: messenger RNA, 4030 nt
Organism: Microtus ochrogaster (prairie vole)
Lineage: Eukaryota; Metazoa; Chordata; Mammalia; Rodentia; Cricetidae
Gene: Zcchc3
Product: zinc finger CCHC-type containing 3
Biological process (GO): positive regulation of type I interferon production; defense response to virus; activation of innate immune response
Cellular component (GO): cytoplasm
Molecular function (GO): zinc ion binding; double-stranded DNA binding; RNA binding
Source: RefSeq, a predicted model, not a curated record
AUCCUCUUGUUUUGUGACAAGGUGUGGCUGUGUUUCCCUUGUUAAGACUGGCCCAGCCCUCCCUAGGUAGAUCUAGCCGAACUUGCCUCUACCUCUCAAUACAGACAUGCACCAUCGUGCCCAGCCCAUAUGAGUUCGGAAAAAUACAAGUAAUGCACAGUACUUGCAAAUGGACCAGAAUAAAAUAAACACCAGCGAAUGGAUACAGGCGCUGUAGAAAUUCAGUAUGGCUACACACACACACACACACAUACACACACACUUUAAGUAGUGUUACGUAGCUCUGGGGGCCUGGAACUCAAGAGAUUUGCCUGACUCUUACCUUUUGAGUGCUGAAUUAAAAGUGUGUACCACCAUACAAAUAUAUUUUUAUUUUUAAUUUCGUGUAUUAUGUGUUCGUGCACGGAUCCCAAAAAAGCUGGAAUUACAGUCAGCUGUAAGCCGCCUGAUGCUGAGUGAGCCCUCUUCUCCAGCCCUUACGAAAUAUCAAAAAGUUAACGGUAAAGUCUUCACUAAAAUAUUUCAACUUUUCUGUAUACUUGAGUGUGUGCAUAACCUAAAACUGGUGGGGAAAAAAAUUACUGUAUUGUGCUGUGCUCUGGGGGCCGCCAUUUCUUUUGCUUUUUAAUACAGAAAGCACUCCAAAGACGAGCGAGGUCUCGGUGAACUGCGCCCGGUCUCUGGACGGAAAGCUGUGCUCCUGGAAUGCAAUCGAGGCCUGCUUGCGAAACGCCAAAACCUCGAGAGCGAGGCCGCGGGCCCAGCCUCCAGGGUAGGGCGGGCGCGGCCCUCCGCAGAGAGGAUGCUGGCGGGGGCCAGGGCUGUCUCCGGCCAGCACGAGGCUCGGGCAGAGCCGACUUCCAGGAGGGCGGAAGCCUGAAGCGUCGGAUUUCAGAGCGGGGCGGGGGAGUCGCCCACGCAGCCGGCCGCCCGCAGCCCUGAUCCCGAGCAGGCGUGCGCCGUGGGCAUCUCGGGCCGCGGGAGCGAGUGGAGGAUGCUGGGAAAGAGGUAACAUGGCCACCGGCGGAGGAGCGGAGGAGGAUCGACAGCGGGGCCGGCUGCAGCUCUCGCUGCCCGCGCGGCCCACGGCCCGCGCCGAGGAAGCCGAGGGCGUCCGCGAGAAGAUGGGCUGGGCGCAGGUAGUUAAGAACCUGGCGGAGAAGAAGGGCGACUUCCGCGAGCCGCGGCGGCGCGACGACGCGGGCAGCGGUGCGAGUGGCGGGCUCUGCAGCCCUUCGGGCCUGGUCACCCAGAACCCCGGCGACUUCCCACCCGCCAGCCGCGGGGACCCAAAGGGCCGCCGUCGAGACCCUGCGGGCGAGGCGGCAGACGCCUGCAGGAAGAAGGGCACGGGAGACGCGAGUCGAAGGAAGAAGACCGAGGUGACGGCGGCCAUGGCGACCCCCGCCAGGCCCGGGGCGACCGAAGACGCCACUGAGCGACCGCUACAGGACGAGCCUCCGGCCGCCGGCCCGGGUAAGGGCCGCUUCCUCGUGCGCAUCUGUUUCCAGGGAGACGAGAGUGCCUGUCCGACCCGGGAUUUCGUGGUGGGCGCGCUCAUCCUGCGCUCCAUCGGCAUGGACCCCGACGACAUCUACGCGGUCAUCCAGAUCCCCGGCAGCCGCGAGUUCGACGUGAGCUUCCGAUCCGCGGACAAGCUGGCCCUGUUUCUCCGCGUCUACGAGGAAAAGCGGGAGCUGGAGGACUGCUGGGAGAACUUUGUGGUGCUGGGGCGGAGCAAGUCCAGCUUGAAGACCCUCUUCAUCCUCUUCCGGAACGAGACCGUGGACGUGGAGGACAUCGUGACCUGGCUCAAGCGCCACUGCGACGUGCUGGCCGUGCCGGUGAAAGUGACCGACAGGUUUGGGAUCUGGACCGGGGAGUACAAGUGCGAGGUCGAGCUGCGCCAGGGGGAGGGCGGAGUGAGGCACCUGCCCGGGGCCUUCUUCCUGGGAGCGGAGAGGGGCUACAGCUGGUACAAGGGGCAGCCCAAGACGUGCUUUAAAUGUGGUUCCCGGACCCACAUGAGCGGCACCUGCACGCAGGACAGGUGUUUCCGGUGCGGGGAAGAGGGGCACCUGAGCCCUUACUGCCGGAAAGUCAUCGUGUGCAACCUCUGUGGCAAGAGAGGACACGCCUUUGCCCAAUGUCCCAAAGCCGUUCACAAUUCCGUGGCAGCUCAGCUCACCGGAGUGGCGGGGCACUGAACGCGCGUCUGCCCGCUGGGGCGAACACACAGCCAGCUUACCCUUCUUAAGUGCCAAAACUUUUUUUUUUAAAGACCUUUUCUUUCUUUUUAUCCUUUUGGAAGGAAAUAUUUUUAAAACCUGAAAGAGACAUUCUCUCUAUGCCUUUUUAAAACCACGUGUGCUCCUUUUCAGCCUGUUUGAAACGGCGAAUUUUACCAAUAAGGACUAUUUUGGAACUGUAGCGUGCAGAUACGUCGCCUGCCUCCCCUCACCACCUUUUUUCUCCCGUUUUGCAUUUGUUUUGGUACUUUCGCCAACACCUGGACCACUUUGUACUUUUUACUACCUCCCUCCUCAUACGUUGCCUCUUUAGAAAAUUUUUGCCCUUUGGGCUGCCUUGCUCAUCUCUCUGCCUCAGUCGUAUGCCUCCCCUUCCCACUCCCCCCCAGAAAAGGGCCCAACGCGGGGUAGCCACUCCACCAAGACUCGAAAAAGUCUCGACUGGCUUCGGUUAAGAGUGCCUACCUUCCGCAGCUCUCCGCUGGGCUCUUUUCAUUUGCUGCUUCUGUGAUACCAGAAUUUGUGAAAACAGUGUUGCUUAUAAACGUGUGAUCUGAGUAAGCUCAGAAUGGUGGCCACGGGCCUCUCAUAGGGGAGAAGCAUAUCUACUUUGUGACAGCUCCUUGCGGUGGCUCAGAAGCCGAUUUCUGCAGGAGCAUGGAGCCCAGGCAUUCCUGCUGAGAAAGACCCAAGCGGUGGUUUUUCGUUGGAUUUUCUUUGGGGGAGGUUGCUUUUGUUUUGUGCUUUGAUGUGAGAUGGGGUCUCACUGUGUAGCCCUGACUGGCUUGGAACUGGCUGCCUUGGUAGGCCAGUCUGGCUUCAAAUUUACAUACAACGAUCCUCUCACCUCCGCCUUUCUGAAAGGUGUUUUAAAAUUAACCCCUUGAUUCUCCAGCAGAUGAAUCAAAGUACACAGCUGUGUGGUGCCUCAGAUAGUCCAGAGUAAGAGUCCCUGACCCCCAGCCCGGUGCUCACCCCCACUACCUCUCUCACUUGACCACAGUCUCCUCGACACUGGUGGGCCAAGGAAGUCUGCUCCCUCCAGGGUGGUGCCAGCAAGAAGCUGAGAAGCCAUCCCCUGAGAGAGCAGAAAGGGAAAGCUUGUCUUGCCACUCCAUAGUACUAGGAAGCAGGGAAAGGACCAGCGAACAGACUCGAGGACUGCAUCUUACAUGUUCCAGGGCCUUCCCCUGCCACUGUCCUCAGUGAAAAAUGGUUCCCCUCAGUAAAGAAACUUGCCAGACGUUUACACUUGCACCUCUGCCUCAGCUGCUAGGACCCCUAGAGAAGCCAGAGAGCGCAUCCGAAACCUUGGGCCUCUGCCUCUCAGGAGAAAGCUGUUUUUAACCCGGAAUCAUGAGUGUUCUUGGGGAAACAGGCCAAGACAGAGGGCCUGGGUCCACUCCGUGUUCUCCAGUCGAGGUGAAAGACAGUAACUGCUUUCUUCAGUUUUUGUCUUCUCUUUGCUGUUUUGCUAUUUCCUUGUGGCUUAGAAUGUAAAACCAAUUGUUCAGAUUUGUUCUGAAUAAAUAUUUAUCUUUCGUAUUACUAACUGUGUAUUUUUCUCCCCUAAGUGUUAGAUGAAGCUGCAUACCCUUCUUCCCUACAGACCUUCUGGAGUUUGCCAUUAUUGAAGCCCAGUGCAUUGGGGUUGCUCAGCUCACUGCAAAGACUAUUUUGUGUGAGCUUUUCAGGUUUGGGGAGUUUUCUUGUUGUAGGUUAUUUUGUGGUUUGUUUUUUGAGGCAGGGUUUCCUCUGUGUAGCACUGGCUGUCCUGGAAU